Molecule: messenger RNA, 1198 nt
Organism: Cucurbita pepo subsp. pepo (vegetable marrow)
Lineage: Eukaryota; Viridiplantae; Streptophyta; Magnoliopsida; Cucurbitales; Cucurbitaceae
Product: putative ribose-5-phosphate isomerase 3, chloroplastic
Biological process (GO): pentose-phosphate shunt, non-oxidative branch
Molecular function (GO): ribose-5-phosphate isomerase activity
Source: RefSeq, a predicted model, not a curated record
CAUCGGAGUUUGGAUAGGGAAAGUGGAGAGAAAGAACGAAGAAGAAAGAACACAGAAAAGCUCAAAUCCCUAAUCCCUUUCUCAUCCAUGGCUUCCCUCUCCUUUAUCUCUCCUCCUUCUCUCUCCUCCUCCCGCCAUGUUUCCUCCAUAGCCAACCUUCUCCUCCGCUCCCCAAAAUCCAUAAAUCUCUCCGCCCAUUGCCGACCUCUCUCCGUCCAAGCCCGCUCCGUCUCCACUCUCACUCAAGACGACCUUAAAAAGCUCGCCGCCGACAAAGCCGUCGAGUAUGUCAAGAGCGGCAUGGUCCUCGGCCUCGGCACUGGUUCCACCGCCGCCUUCGUCGUCGCCAAGAUUGGCGAACUUCUCAAGAGUAAUCAAUUGAGAGACAUUGUUGGAAUCCCUACCUCGAAGCGGACGGAGGAGCAAGCUAGGUCAUUAGGAAUUCCUCUCUCUGUCUUGGACGACCAUCCGCAUCUCGAUUUGGCCAUCGAUGGCGCUGAUGAAGUCGAUCCAGAUCUGAAUCUCGUCAAAGGCCGCGGCGGCGCUCUCUUGCGUGAGAAAAUGGUGGAAGCCGCUUCCGAUAAGUUCGUCGUCGUCGUCGAUGAAACUAAAUUGGUUGACGGCCUCGGUGGAAGCGGCCUCGCGAUGCCGGUUGAAGUCGUUCAGUUCUGCUGGAAACACAAUUUGGUAAGGCUUCAAGAUCUGUUCAAGGACGAAGGUUGCGAGGCUAAGCUCCGAUUGGAAGCCGACGGGAAGCCGUACGUCACCGAUAACUCGAAUUACAUAGUUGAUUUGUAUUUCAAGACUCCGAUUAAGGACGGAUUGGCCGCCGGUAAAGAGAUCUCGGCGUUUGAAGGAGUAGUGGAGCACGGAUUGUUCUUGGACAUGGCGACCGCCGUAAUCAUCGCCGGAAAAGAUGGAAUCGACAUCAAAACCAAAUGAUUUCCGUUUCCAUUUACUUCCAUUGGUGAGUUCUUCUGAAAACUGUUACAAUUCCUUCGCCUCCUCCUAAACCCUAAAUUAGAGGUUCGAAUUGCAACUUUUUUUGUUCUUCCUGUUCAUGAUUUAUUGGUAACAAUCAGCUUGAUUUCAAAUUUUUGCUGAUGAUAUGCUCAAUUUGGGAUGGAAUAAAUGUAAUUUUUGUAUCCAUUUGUACUUCAGAAUUGAAAAAAAUUAGUGUAUUUAAAGGGAUUUCAUA